Messenger RNA from Contarinia nasturtii (swede midge), 1813 nucleotides. Its product is annotated as fas apoptotic inhibitory molecule 1. The record is from RefSeq and is a predicted model, not a curated record. Gene Ontology annotation, biological process: positive regulation of neurogenesis; negative regulation of extrinsic apoptotic signaling pathway via death domain receptors; canonical NF-kappaB signal transduction. The transcript has 8 exons. Lineage: Eukaryota; Metazoa; Arthropoda; Insecta; Diptera; Cecidomyiidae. Bases 953 to 1678 code for a protein of 241 amino acids.
UUUUCUGCCUUUGAACAGAACAAAAUACGAAUUCCAUAAAAACAAAUAAUCCGCAUGGAAAUUACGGCUCACGAACGAGCGUACGCAUUCCCUUUAAGUGAUCACCGUACCUCCUUGAAGGUAUGAAAAAUGUAAUGAGCAGCAUAAUAAUCAAUGAACAAAAUUAAUAUUACACUACCACACACAAUUAUUUCUCUCUAUAUUCUAGACUCCAUGGAGUGCAUUUGUUUUGUUAGACUUUUGUUUAUAUGGUAACUAUAUGGGCACCAUUUAUCAAUUCUGAAUAUAACUAGCGUUGCGAUUGCUGUGAACGGUAUAUGUGUGUGUGUGGUACGGUAUAUUUUCGGAUUCGAAAUGGACUUGAAUAUAAUUGUGACGAACACUUGUUUGUGUGAAUUAAACAGCGUCUCGGUGUGUUCAAAUUGUGUGUGACUGCAUUGAAAGUGGCAUAUUCGAUAUUGUGUUUGUCCUCAUUUUAAAUCGAAAUAAAAAUGCAGCAUGUCAAUUAAUUACACAAUCAUACGAUCAACCAAUUAAACAUAUCCCAUAUCCGAUAUAUUCGAAGUUUGAAAAAGUAUUUCGAGAGUUUAGCUAUAGCGCGUCUUUUCAUGUGCGAUAUGAAUGUGUGAUAAUAGUAAAAAAAACCACCAAACAUUAGAUACAAUGCAAUGAAUGUAUUUCCCUCGAUUUGAUGUGUGGAUAAUCGAACCGAAAGUGAACGCUAUAAACGGAAGAAAACGGAAAAAGCGCAUGAAAAUGACGGCACACGUGUUGUUUUAUACAUCAAAUUGAAAUCAUAAGCCAUAUCGAUUGCCAUAGCAGUCGGUUUAAGUGAACAUUUGAACGUGGCAUUUACGUCGUUGACAUUGUCACAUAAAUGCUUUGGACCGUUUGUGUGACAAUUUUUCUGUCGGUUGUGCUUGCAGCCGUUGCUAGAUUCGUGUAACGAAAAAUGUCGUGGUUGUCGGAUAAUUUGUUUGGAAUAUCAAAAUCGAAAGAAACACCAACUGAGGGCAUGGCAUCACCAACUGUUAACACUUCAGUCCCAUCAACGGAUGAGAUUCAGAAUGGUACAAUCACCACCAGUCAAAAUGGCACUGCCAGCAAUGCGGUAACUAACGAAGACACUGGCGCAGAGUACGAAACCCGUGAAGUGGCUGCUGAAUGGCAUGUUCCUAUACGUGGCAAACUACACAAAAUUGAAUUUGAACAUGGCACAACAAGUGGACGACGAAUCCUUUGGAUAAACGAAAAGGAAAUUUUUCGUCGUGAUUGGAUGUUUAAAUUGGUUGGCGAUGACAUUUUUGAAUUGGAUGACCUGCGAUGUAUUCUUCGAGUUGAUCCAGCACCUGGAUUUAAGUACAAAUACUCAUUAUUCGUAGAUGGUAAACCGCUUGAUCAGUAUAAACAACGUCAAGCAAAAGGGUUGCGCAUUUGGGAAGCCACGAUUAAUGAAAUUCAAUACCGUGUCGUUUUAGAAAAAGACACAUUAAAUAUAUAUUUAAAUGGGACAGUGCGUGAAGAAGAGGGUGAAUUUACCGACAGUGGAACCGAGACCAAAUGGGAAGAAGAUGGCAAUGUCUUUAUUUUAAAUGCUCGAAACAGUGGAAAUAAGCAUGAUGGUCUGCUGCAUAAACUAACAAUUAACGGUGCCGAAAUUCAGGAAACAACCGAAUAAUACGAAUCUUUAAAAAGAUGCCAUUUCACUGGUAUUCUUACUCGCUUUAAUUAAGAAGAGAAAAUUCAAUUGUGUGCCUACAUUUUUGUGAAUAUUCAAUGUGAAACUUUUUUUCCAAGCUAAAUAUUCUUUGAA